This is a messenger RNA of Topomyia yanbarensis, 4287 nucleotides long. RefSeq lists its product as uncharacterized. The record is from RefSeq and is a predicted model, not a curated record. Gene Ontology annotation, molecular function: RNA binding; tRNA (guanine) methyltransferase activity. The coding region runs from base 106 to 4263 and encodes 1385 amino acids. Gene Ontology annotation, biological process: tRNA methylation. NCBI's taxonomy places the organism in Eukaryota, Metazoa, Arthropoda, Insecta, Diptera, Culicidae. The transcript has 7 exons.
UGUUGUGUUUCUGUUUCGCUGGUCGUGUCUGGUCUGGCUGGUACAGAUCGUAAUACAGUUUGGAUGCAAUUAACGUAACUAGUGUAUAUUAAUUACGCAUUGAAAAUGACUGAAAAGUGCUAUAAAACUUCUCUGAUUCGAGAUAUUGCGACCCAAAAUGUGGCUACCUAUCAACAGCUGCUACUGUUCACUCGGAGCGAGUCUCUGUUCAUUGGAAAUGUUGAACGUUUGCGGAAACCGGCCCUAGAAGCAACGGUUUAUAUGCUGAUCAUGAAACUCCAGAAAACGGACGGUAAUUUGCUUCCGGAGCUGCCCUGGAUCAGCUUGGAUAAACUUUUGACACUGGUCGAGAUCAAUCAUCUUUACCUGCAGAAAGAAGAGGAAUGCUUUGGAUUGAUACUCAACAUGUUAGCACUGGUUGUAAUGCUAGAUGGCAAUAAGUCGGAUUGUGUUCUGAAGAUAGCAAAAUUUGUGGAGAAAUUGCAGACAGAUUGUUCUGAAUUACCGAUAUUUUAUGAUGUUCUGAGAACGUUGUUAAUUGUUGCAUUGGAAAAGGAAACUUUACAACCAUCGUUCAACGAAUUGAACGUUUCGAGUUUGAUAAGAAAUCUAUACUCCGAGUCUCAUCAGAUAAGGAUAAAAUCGUUAGCGUGUCUCCAGUUGUUGAUUGAUUUUCAACCGGAAGUGAUCCAACAGUGGCACAGUAUAACUUGUAAAAAUGAAAAGUCUGUUUCAUUGGAAUACCGCAGUUUUAUGCUGUGUCAUUUGAUAGAAACUGUAGUUCAAAGGAGGGAUCAAAGUGGAUCCAUACCUGGAAUAAUCGAAGACCCAGGCAUUUGGUACCUGAUACAUGCAAACUGUCAAUGCGAGAACCAGCUCAUUCGUAAGGAGGCUCUGUCUGUGCUAAAGAAUUUGCUAGUUUUCUUGAGCGAGUUCAGAGGAGUGAUUAAAAAUGAGCUAUUUAGGUGGAACUGGAAGGAAUCGAAGGAUAUUUCAGGUGCUUGGCAAAGUUUCGUGACAAUUGUGGAAUCGUUGAAUGAAACUCAAACGCAUCUAGUAAUGCCUGCACUAUUGUUAGUGGAUAAAUUAGGAUUUCUUGAGCCUGCAUGGAAAAAUUUAAUCUUGAUAUUGAUAUUGAAACACGAAAAUCAAACGGUUUCCAGUUGGGGAAUUAACUAUUUAUUGACUAGUAGUAGGUAUGUGGAUAACAGAACAGAACUGGAGAAUCUGUUUCUAUAUGCUUUGAACAAAACAACAAAUUUUCAACAGUUUGACAACACGAAACAAUCUAUGGUUCGUUACUAUUCUCAACCGGAAGCAUUGCGCUUCUUGCUAACACAAUGCAAAGAUGUUCCGUGGGGUGCGGUUCCAUUUGCCUGUCUUCUGGACGUGAUAGAACAUCUGCUGGAAUCGACAGAUGAUGUAACGAAUUUAGUGACAGCUUUCAGUAGCCUAAUUGAAAUUUGCUCAACAAUCAAGAAUUUGAAUCUGCGUUUUUUAAGCGCGCUUCAACUUGCCCAGUUGUUGAUUUCAUUUGCGCUAAGAAAAGACCAGCAAGCUAGUGACGUGUCGCUGGAUCGGAUCAUAAUUUGGCUUGUAAAACUGUCCAAAAUAACUUCGACAAGUCUGGUUGCUUUAGAUCGCUGGAAAGAAGUGUGGCAACUGGUCGAUGGUGUCACUUUCGAGAGACUUCUGCUAAGGGUGAAGCCUACUGAUGAAAAUAUGAUAAGGAAUGUGCUUGUCCCAUAUAUGCAAAAUGAACGCACUUCUACUGAUCGAAGACUGAAGCAAAUUUUGGAUCGAGAUCUGUUGCUGGCGACAAAAAUUCUACAAUAUGGCAACACAUCCUUCUCACAGUCGGAGGUAAAACAUAAAUUUAUCAGCAUAAUAAAAAAUUUUGGCGACGAUUCACAAGAAACGCUCAAAUCGCUAGAAAUUUACAACGAACUAGUGGCUGUUCAACUACCUUGGUUUGAUGAGAUCCUGCAGAAGCUAUCCAUCAUCCUGCAUAAACGAUUGAAUCGCCUAAGCUAUCAAAUCCUGUCAGUUGCUAUUACCAUCCAGUUGGUUCGUUUGUUUUCGCGACUCCAGCGAAUGGAUAUGGUGGAUUUAUUUGUCGGGGCAUUUUCGUUGCACGAACUAUUCAAUGCGAUCCAUAGUGAUAAUUCGGAUAAGUCUUUGUACAGCUGCGUCUUCUCUGCGUUGAGUGAGAUAUUUUUACAGAGACUAAAAUUCGUAAGUAGCAACGACACUGUCGAACAAAAAAUAAUCAUGGAUUAUGCUAAGUUGAUCGACUUAGGUGAUGUGAGCGUACUUUCAAAUGCAAUGGAAAUUACUGGAUUCAUUAUGACGAAGAAUCUAAGUGAUUUGAACGAUGACACUAAGUUUGACAGCCUAUCUGAGGUGGUUAAUCGAUGCUACAAAGAAGUUUUAAUCUACAGAAAAUCUGACCAGUUCAUGAAGCUAAACAACAUGUUCAUUGCCAUGCUGUUAGCCCCCUGGGCUGGCGAAGAGCGUACCGAAAGCGUUGGUCACAGUCGGUGGUUAAAGGAAGUUGUGUCAGAAUAUUUCCAAGUAUUUUUGGAACAGGCCGUAGUGAUAGCCGGACUGGCUAAUAUUCUCUUCGAGAAGCUAUUGUUGCUGCCAAUCGAGACGGUGCUUGACUGGAGUAUAUUUGGCAAAAUACUAAUGACUGGAUUGCUGUUUGGAGAUGGUCAGAAACGUGAACAAAGGAUAGAAGAUGAAACUUGUACAGCGAAUAGGUUUUAUGACACGCCACUCUUCAAAUCACCAGUCCAACUUCAAUCGGAUGCUAGAGUGCGUAUACUUUGCGUUCUGUUCCUGUACCGUUUGACUACGACCAACCAUCCGGAUGGUACACUGUUUCUACUGAAACUGGAAAGAAUGCUGAUCGAAAAGUUCCAACUUAUAAGCCGAUCCAAAGAACGUUACUACGCCGAUUCUCAGACACACCGUCACAAGCUACGAAUAGUUCAAACGCUUUGCGUUGUGUCCAAAUUGACCGGAACGAAGCCCUACCCUUUACUGAACAUUGUAUUAUACGAGACUAAUCAACCCAACAUCAACUAUCUCAUCGAACUGAUCGUCGCUGAUUCUACGAUCGACACCCUAACGAUCAUUAACUCCCUGAAAACAGAUAAGGUUAAAGUUUCGGGAGUUCAAUCCGUUUUUGUGAUUCUUUGGCUACGAUGUUGCAAAACUAACUUCCUAGAUGUAGAAUACGUCAAUUUUCUACUUCCGUGGACCAUGGCGCAAAACUUUUCCACAAGACUGUACGCACAAAUCACGAUCUCAAAGCUGAUUGAAAAGUUCUACGAUAGGCCCAACCAAUCGGACGUGUGUCCAUUUGCAAACAUCUACUUGGCGAUCAACAGCUAUCUGAAACAGGGAAACGUCGAGAAGAACUUGGAGAAGUGUAUGAAAGACUUCCGCUUCAACAGCAUCUUUGACUACGAAAAUUUGCUCACGCUGGAGAACGUUUAUAAUAACAUCCCGCGGGUAUCACGGAUGGCGCCGGAGGACGUGGUUUCGACUAAAAUAUUAAAGGAGUGCUUUGCCUGUUUGAACCUGGCGGAGGUCAAUCUUGGACAAGCGAUUGUGUUCGAUGAAAUGAUGAACGAGACGAAGGAGAAUUUGUUUCUGAGCCAAGGGUUUGGUGGAUCGGAUCACAUUCAGAAAAAGAUCGUUCCGCUGAAAUGUUUGGAACCUAGUAUGGAGUUGCUGACUAAUUUGCCGGAGCGGUUAUGCUUGCGGCGAAAGGAAAAUUCGCUUGGACUGAUAAUCGUGGCUAGCUUGGUGAACAGACCACCCAAUUUGGGUGGUUUGGCGAGGAGUAGCGAGAUCUUUGCCGUCCAACAAUACAUCGUAAAUUCACUGAAGGAUCUUGAAAAUAAAGAAUUCCAAGCAUUGAGUAUGACGGCAGAAAAAUGGCUGAAUGUGGCAGAGUUGAAAUCUUUCCAAAUAGUGGACUAUCUAGUGGAGAUGAAAGCGAAGGGUUACUCGAUAGUUGGAGCCGAGCAAACGACUGGCAGCCGGCCAAUACAGAGUAUUCAGUUCCCAAAAAAAUCGAUUCUGGUGUUGGGACACGAAAAAGAAGGAUUGCCUGCUCACAUUAUUUCCCAAUUGGAUAUUAUUGCUGAGAUUCCGCAGUUUGGUGUGGUGCGUUCCUUGAAUGUUCAUGUUACCGGUGCUAUUUUUAUGUGGGAAUACGCUAAACAGCAUCACGCCAGUAGUAGUAAAUAGGGUGUCACUUUUGACUAGGAGACU